This is a messenger RNA of Piliocolobus tephrosceles (Ugandan red Colobus), 2871 nucleotides long. RefSeq names its product RRAD and GEM like GTPase 2 (gene REM2). NCBI's taxonomy places the organism in Eukaryota, Metazoa, Chordata, Mammalia, Primates, Cercopithecidae. The record is from RefSeq and is a predicted model, not a curated record. Gene Ontology annotation, cellular component: plasma membrane. Bases 997 to 2115 code for a protein of 372 amino acids. The transcript is spliced from 4 exons. Gene Ontology annotation, molecular function: GTP binding; calcium channel regulator activity; GTPase activity.
CUUGAGCCCAGUCAGCAAGAGGGGAAGAGCAAUUGAGAAAGUGGAGAAAACCCCUGCUCACACAAGGGAUUGAGGUUGGGCUAGGGUGGAGGGGAAGAGCCGCCUAAAUGCCCCCUCCCCCAUCACUCCCAGGGCUUUGCUUGAGAAACUGGUACAUGGCCCCUAGCUCAGCCUCGUUCCAGAGGCUGGGAUGGGCAAGAAGGAAGGGGAGAGGUAAGGGGCAGCCCACAAGCCUGGGAAUCACAGGCAGGGGCUACCCUGGAGAACUGUUGUAAGGGUUCUUCUGGCUCCUGGAGGUCCUGGCUGCUGGCCAAGUAUUGAUCUUGGGCUAUUUCCAGCCUCCCUACAGCCCCCUUUGUUGUGUCUGUUGUUCCUCCUCCAGUUACCCUGACCCGCGCAUUGUCACUCUCCCUUUCAUUCUCACACACACACUCACACACACACUCUCUCUACUUCUACUGCUCUAUGAACACAAUAUUCUCUCCCACUCACAGGGACAGACAGGGAUGCAGGGAUCUCACACCCAACCACGCAAUGAGGGAUGCUCACCUACAGGGCCACGGGAAGCAGCGGCAGCCCCUCUCUCUCUCACACACACACACACACACACACAGAGCCCACAGAGCCCCACCAGGCACAUCAUCUCAAAAAGCAAAGGCCCUUUCCUAGGAAGAAGCUCACUACAAAGUUUUUUACUCUGCUCUACCUACUCCCCAGACACUAGGCAGCAGCUUCAGCUUCUCAUCCUCUCUGCUCCUCAGUUUGUGGAUUAGCAGUGCCGGGAACAGGAGGAGGAAGGGCCUCUUGAUGGAAACAGAGGCAGCUUCCCCAAAACCCCCUCCCACUCCACCCCACAGGGCCAGAGGCCUAGUCUGGGGAUGUGCCUGUAUAUCAGUGCAAAGUGUGAGUGGGUGUGUGAGCGUGCAUUCAGGUCCCUUCCCUGCAUGGGGCACGCUUUGAAUAGGUUGGGGUUGGGACCACAUUGGAGAAGCUAUCAUGUCAACUCCAGUUCAGGCUUCUGGAGAUUUUAGUGUAAGAGGUCAGGCCAGACAUUCUCAGUUCCUUGUGGGUAAUGGUCAUCAAGUGGGUGUAGCUGGGCCUCUGGUACUGGAACAGCCUGGAUUGACCCUUCUGCAUAUGGUUGGGCAUAUCCCACUCAUAGCGUCCUUUUCUUUGCCCUCCCGUUUUAUUUUAGAAGCAGAUACCACGCUACUAAAGAAGCCAGAGAAACUGUUGGCAGAGUUGGACCGGAGCGGGCUACCCUCUGUCCCUGGGGCCCCCAGACGAAGAGGCAGUAUGCCUGUCCCCUACAAGCAUCAGCUUCGGCGGGCCCAGGCUGUAGAUGAACUUGACUGGCCACCUCAGGCCUCAUCGUCUGGCUCCUCUGACUCCUUGGGCUCAGGGGAGGCAGCCCCUGCUCAAAAGGAUGGCAUCUUCAAGGUCAUGCUAGUGGGGGAGAGCGGCGUGGGCAAGAGCACCCUAGCAGGCACUUUUGGUGGUCUCCAGGGAGACAGUGCUCAUGAACCAGAGAACCCAGAGGAUACCUAUGAAAGACGCAUCGUGGUGGAUAAGGAGGAAGUGACUCUAGUCGUUUAUGAUAUCUGGGAACAGGGGGAUGCAGGAGGGUGGCUGCAGGACCACUGCCUUCAGACCGGGGACGCCUUUCUCAUCGUCUUCUCAGUCACUGACCGACGAAGCUUCUCCAAAGUUCCAGAGACCCUACUUCGGCUCCGGGCUGGGAGGCCGCACCACGACCUACCCGUUAUCCUUGUUGGAAACAAGAGCGACUUGGCCCGCUCCCGGGAGGUAUCACUGGAGGAGGGCCGCCACCUGGCCGGGACGCUGAGCUGCAAGCACAUCGAGACGUCGGCCGCACUGCACCACAACACGCGGGAGCUCUUCGAGGGCGCGGUGCGCCAGAUCCGCCUGCGGCGGGGCCGAAGCCGCGCCGGGGGCCAGAGGCCCGAGCCGGGCAGCCCCGAGGGCCCUGCGGCGCCCGCACGCCGCGAGAGCCUCACCAAGAAGGCCAAGCGGUUCCUCGCCAACCUGGUGCCGCGCAACGCCAAGUUCUUCAAGCAGCGCUCCAGGUCGUGUCACGACCUCUCGGUGCUCUGAGCCGCGGUCGCCAUGGCCACUGCGGUCGCCAUGGUCACCGCGCCCUCCGCUCGCCCCCUCGCCCCGCCCCGCCCCUGUCCGGCUUCCCUGGUGGAGGCCGUCUAGGAAACCAAAAACUCCCAGGAUGCCCCGGUGUGACCGCGGAGGGCGGCCCGGGGCCGCUGGGCGGUACCUCCACACCCGCCCCGACGCGUUCUCCGGAUCUUCGGGCCUCAGGGCGCCUAGAAGGCAAGGACGCAGACCUGAAGGCGGCCGGUGAGCGGGGCGGGUUCUGCUGGGUCGGGAAGAAAAAUAAUUCUGCAAGGUAGUUUGUUUUUUAUUAAUUCGCGCUUGGCCACCUCAUCUGUAAAGAGAUUCUAAAAGCGAGAUCUGGAAAAGUGCUCUGUAGACUCCUUGAAGGAGUUUGCCUCCUUUGUACGCUGCGUGAACUUGCCUCACCUUUAAGAGAGUCUUAAAGGUACAGACAUGAAGACCCUUCCUCCAGGGACCUUCCUGAAAACGUUUUGGCUCUCAUCUGCUGCCGGGUGUGUCCACUUUGCCUUUAAGGAGUUCUUAAAGGUAAGGGCCUGGAAGCCCUUGAUUCAGUUGACUUACUAGUCCACCACGGCACUUCCCCUUUAAGAUUAUUAAAGGUAAGGGGUGGACAGACUUUCUGCAUUCAGAUGCUGAGCAGUGGCAACCCCUUUGGGCCAGGGCCCAGAGGGCACCAGCAAGAGGCCACCCUUUCUCUUUUCAAUAAAGAAUUUUUAUACUGCA